AUGAAGGCCAACUUUCUGGCACUCGGUCUCUUUGGCCUGGCUGGCGCCUCGGCCGUCCUUCCUCGUGAGGACAAGAGCUAUCAACCCGAGAAGAAGUAUGACUCCUACGAGCCUGAGAAGUAUGACUCCUACGAGCCUGAGAAGAAGUAUGAGUCCUAUGAGCCCGAGAAGAAAUACGAGGAGAAAAAGUACAAGUCGUACGAGCCCGAGAAGAAGUACGAGGAGUACCCUAAGAAGGAGUACAAGGAGUAUCCCGAGAAGAAGCCAAAGAAGUACGGGUCGUACAAGGAUGACUACCCCGUAAACGACGAGUACGCGGACGAGCACGACUAUGAGGAUGGGUACGACUACAAGAACCAGAAGGGCUACGAGAGCACCUGGAAGCCAAAGUCGAAGAGCCCCGAGUUUUUCAACCUCCGCAUCGAUGAGAAGUGCGACGUAGGCCAGCUUCCCAGCGCCUGCCCCUUCAACGGCUACGCCAUCCGACUUGAGGGCGGUAUCUUCAUUGCUACUCCUUACAACAAGUGGUGGGACCCCAAGCUCCCCACCUUCUUUGUUGAUGAUGACACACAGCUGUACACUGUCAGCAAGGACCCUCUGCAGGUCUACAUUGAUGGCAUCACAGGUGCUCUCAAGUACACCAAGAUUGGCUGGCUCCCACCUAACGCCAUUGCCAUCAGCUUCUACCACACUGGUAACAACCCUCUUGGCAUUGUCGGACCCAGCCCCUCCCAGCUCAGCUGGCCCAGCACUGUGGGCGCCAGCUUCUUCGGUUACCCUUGGACUCUCUGCCCUCUCGGCAGUACCAAGCAGUACCAGGUAUUCAUCAACGGCGAGAACUUCGGCAUGGGCGGUCCCGCAGGUAUCACGAAGGACACCUACAAAUGCGCCGCUCGCAACCUUGCCGCAGUCAACGCCAACCCUUGGAAGCAGGAUUCCAGCCCCGCCUACUACCCUCAGCCAUACUAGGAGGGCUAACGAACGCUUUGCAGCACGUAUCACUACCCGCGGUCAAGCAGCAUUGUUCAAGGAGUCUCAUGCUUGUAGUUUACUUUCUUACCUUCCCUCCGUAAUUGCCCCCUACAGAUCCUUCAUGUUUUCCAAGUUGUAUUUUAGGUCAAAUUGAAUAUGAGUGCGGUUCCAUAGACAGCCAAUCUGAGUUCUGUUGCGUU
Molecule: messenger RNA, 1172 nt
Organism: Boeremia exigua
Lineage: Eukaryota; Fungi; Ascomycota; Dothideomycetes; Pleosporales; Didymellaceae
Exons: 3
Coding region: 1-969 (322 amino acids)
Source: RefSeq, a predicted model, not a curated record